AUGCUGCAGCAGCGAAUGGACAAGCUGGAAAGCUUAGUUCGAGAUGGGGAACGAAGAUCUCGUAUGAACAAUAUUGAUAUAAAAGGAGUGCCCGUAACGCAAUCAGAAAACCUGUUCCAGAUUUUCGCCAAACUUGGCGAUCACAUUAAAUGUACUAUACCUAAAGAAAAUAUAAACUACGUAGCUCGGAUUCCCAUGAGACAUGACAAAGUCAAUAAAACUAUAAUCGUGUCGGUGCAUAACAGGUAUCAGAAGGAGGACUUCGUGGCUGCAGCUAAGAAUUUUACUAUUAUUCCAACGGACCUGAAACUUCCCGGGGUAAACAGGAUUUUUAUUAACGAUCAUCUGACUCUGGAGGACAAGCUCUUACUAAAUAAAGCGAAGACAUUGGCUAAGGAGAAAUAUUUUGAAUUUACCUGGGUAAAGGGGUGCAAAAUUUAUGCAAGGAAAAGCCCCACGUCGCACGUUAUAACUAUAAAGUCGGAAGCGGAUCUAAAAAAGUUAGUAUAA
Molecule: messenger RNA, 510 nt
Organism: Hyposmocoma kahamanoa
Lineage: Eukaryota; Metazoa; Arthropoda; Insecta; Lepidoptera; Cosmopterigidae
Exons: 1
Coding region: 1-510 (169 amino acids)
Source: RefSeq, a predicted model, not a curated record